AUGCGAGUCAUUGGACGCGGUGGGGCAAAUAUCUUGGUUGAUUAUGGAGAUCCAAGGUGGUUGUGGAGAUGCUGCAUUCGUUGCCCCGACCUGCUAUCAUCGAAUAAUUCUUAUACUAUCAAAAACAUCCAAUAUAUUAAAAAUAGUGUAGAACCUCUUUUACAUGGCUUAUUGUGCCCGAUGGAUCUGAUUGACGUUAAUAUAGAAGCUAUUAGGCCCAUUCUCAGUGUCUUUAUUUCAGAUCUAGAUGACAAGGUGGUCAAGGUUAUCAAAAUUAAAAAUCUCGUCAAUAGGGCCACAAAUCUGAUAAAAAAUGACCACUUUUUGAAGUCUUACUGCUCACAAAAUCUUCAAACCGUUCUUUUGGAAUUAAAACCUAAAUGGUUGUACUACGAUACAGAUUAUUGUAGGAACUGCACUCAUAACGCAUUUAAGGGUAGAAAAACUAAGUACUGUUACAACCAAUUACUAGUGAAUCCCUCACACUUGGAAGUAGUAUUUGGAGAUUGCAACAUAUACACGGAAAACUUUAAAGCUGCCAUGCAUGAGUACUUGCACAAUGAUAAUAAUAUUUUCAAGAUCCUUUAUGAUUUACAGAAAAAACUUACAAAGAACACAAUUUCAACAAAGGACAUAAAAUCAAUCAACGACGUAAAUGAUGAGUAUCUGUUACUUAUGACACUCAGAGAUGUGACAUGUUUCAUUGAAUGGAACAGUGCUGAAAGUGCGUUGUGUGUGAAUAUAAUAGAUGUAGAUCUGAAACCAAAAGAAAAAUGGACUCACUGGACAAAAACUUACAGUCAGUUAGCAUCAAGCCAAAAAAUCUAUCAUACUUCAGAUAAAUAA
Molecule: messenger RNA, 846 nt
Organism: Saccharomyces paradoxus
Lineage: Eukaryota; Fungi; Ascomycota; Saccharomycetes; Saccharomycetales; Saccharomycetaceae
Gene: IPK1
Product: inositol pentakisphosphate 2-kinase
Exons: 1
Coding region: 1-846 (281 amino acids)
Biological process (GO): inositol phosphate biosynthetic process
Cellular component (GO): nucleus
Molecular function (GO): ATP binding; inositol-1,3,4,5,6-pentakisphosphate 2-kinase activity
Source: RefSeq, a predicted model, not a curated record